UGGAGAUGAACUGUCACGUCAAAGCCGUGUUCUGGAAACUUGUACACGAAUAGAAAUUGACACGCUUCCUUCUAUUUUUAUAUCAAUUAAAGCAAGUUUUAGCUUAGAUUAUAACUUAUUUGUUGUUCCCAGUGUUAUUAGCAAGCUAGUUACAAGAAAACCGCGAAAAUGAGUACAAUACUGGAGAAAAUUGCGGCUAUAGAGUCCGAGAUGGCUCGAACGCAAAAGAAUAAAGCCACAGCACUCCAUUUAGGUCUACUUAAAGCCCGGUUAGCUAAACUGAGGCGAGAGCUCAUCACUCCCAAGGGUGGCGGCGGUGCGACCGGUGAAGGUUUCGAUGUCGCCAAAACUGGUGACGCCCGUAUCGGGUUUGUAGGAUUUCCAUCUGUGGGAAAAUCUACUUUGCUGUCUAACUUAGCUGGAGUGUACUCUGAAGUGGCAGCAUAUGAGUUCACAACCCUGACAACUGUGCCAGGCUGUAUUAAAUACAAGGGAGCUAAGAUUCAGCUGCUCGAUCUCCCUGGUAUUAUCGAGGGUGCUAAGGACGGCAAGGGUCGUGGUCGUCAAGUCAUCGCCGUCGCCAGAACUUGCAGUCUUAUAUUCAUAGUACUGGAUGUACUGAAACCGUUGCAGCACAAGAAACUGAUCGAACACGAGUUGGAGGGCUUCGGACUGAGGUUAAACAAACAACCACCAAACAUACACUUUAGGAAAAAAGAUAAGGGUGGAAUUAAUUUGAAUACUACCUGCCCACAAACUGAGUUGGACAUAGAAACAGUGAAGACAAUUUUGUCAGAAUACAAAAUCCACAAUGCUGACAUAACCCUUCGGUACGACGCUAACAGUGACGACCUGAUCGAUGUGAUUGAAGGGAACCGAGUGUACAUGCCUUGUAUUUAUCUACUCAAUAAGAUUGAUCAAAUCAGCAUAGAAGAAUUGGAUGUAAUUUACAAGAUACCACAUUGCGUACCCAUCUCGGCUCAUCACAAAUGGAACUUCGAUGACUUAUUGGAGAAAAUGUGGGAAUACUUGAAACUAAUCAGGAUAUACACUAAGCCUAAAGGACAACUGCCGGAUUAUAACGCCCCAGUUGUAUUGCAUGCGGACCGCACCAGUGUCGAAGAUUUCUGUAAUAAACUCCAUAGGUCCAUUGUAAAGGAAUUCAAAUAUGCUCUCGUCUGGGGUUCUUCCGUGAAGCAUCAGCCUCAAAAAGUUGGUAUCGACCACGUGCUAUCUGACGAAGACGUUGUCCAAAUCGUGAAGAAAGUCUAAAACGUAACAUGUACUGGAAGAUAUAUACAAAUAUAUAUAUUUUUGCGAAACGAGAAUGAAAUAUAAAUGUUUAGGAUUUUGAGUGUCUGAUGAAUUCCAAGUGUUAAGUUCUGCAUAUUUUCGUAAAAAUAUAAAUGAUUGUGUAGGCAGUAAUUUCAUGCGAUAUGUAACCAUAAGUGUAAAUUAUUAUAAAGAUGUUAAGUUCUUAUGUUACUGAAGGUUAGGAAUUUGGUAACAUUAUUCACACAACGCAAGCGUUGUUUCACGUCGAUUUUCUGUGACGCUGUCACUCUGGUUUAGCCGGCAAUUCGUGUCGAAGCAUGGCUCUCACACAAUUGAAUUGUCUUAAAGUAGCGAACAGGACAAAAAAUAAACCAUCCAAUUUGGCCAAGCAGUUUGGGAUUGCAUUUAACUUUCGAUGAUUCAUUUCUAUUCCUUCAUCAGAUACUCAAAAUACAUUCUGUUAUUGUUGGUAAAGAAAAUUCUAUGUAAAGAAUAAGUAUGUUUGCAUUGAGUUUUUGUAACUUUUUCUCAAUUUGCAUUUACUUAUAAGCCAACAGUUAUGCUCGCCUUAACCUGAAGUUUUUAAUAAUAAUAAUUUAUAAAGUAAACAGUAACCUUAGUAUGAGUUUGCUUUACGUUUAACGAAUUCGAAACUAGAGCGCGUUCGGCGCUGUGACUGGCCGGAUAGAAUAAAACCAAUCAAUCAGAGUCACUCUCGUUUCGAUCUCGAACGUAAAACAAACUCGUACUAAGCCCUCAGUUUCAUUUUAUAUGACAACAUUAAAAGGUAUCUACCUUAUUCAAGGACUGGGAAGUUGGUUAGCCUUACCAAUGAGGAUUUUCGCAUUGAUAAAAAUGUGUAAUGUUAGAUCUAUUGACAACUAUAAAGUAUUUCAUGAAAUCGGUUAAUGAUUAUUGUGUGGUCCUAUAUGAUUUAUUGGCUAGAUAGUGGCCGGGAAAGGAAGAUGAGAUCAGAUUAGGUCGAAAAUCAACCUUCGGAUCGGAUUGAAAGCCUAACAAAUAAAGUAUACUACUAUACUUAUAGUAUACUAUAGUAAAACGUGUAAUUGUUUUAGACCCAACAGCAAAUAUUGCCCUCUUUCCCGAUGCGCCUAUACCAAUCGGACGAUGCAUUUUCUCAACCAAGCUAAUUAUGUACAUGGGACCGUACACCUGAUUCACUAAUAUCAACUAUAAACAAUAUCGCAUAAAGUCGAAAGCCCUCAUUGAUAUAAAUGGACAUUUGGGUCUAUAAAUUAUGACUUUCAAAUUAAUUUUGGAUUUACAAGAUUGUAAUGUUUAUUAGAAAGGGAAAUUAACCAAAAUGUUAUAUUUUUAGUAAUUACCUUUUCGUAUUCAAUAAAUAAAUAGAAAUUAGGUAGACUCGAUAAAAUUGUUCCUAAAUUGGCAAUCCGACCAGUCUAGGCAUAGGUACGUUUUGAUUUCAGUAACCAUGGGUUAACUUGUGUUGUACAGAAUGCUCAUUAUAUAAAUAUAUAAAAAUCGUAAAA
Spodoptera frugiperda (fall armyworm) is the source of this 2786-nucleotide messenger RNA. It is a transcript of the gene 128up, whose product is annotated as GTP-binding protein 128up. The transcript is spliced from 7 exons. Gene Ontology annotation, biological process: cytoplasmic translation. Gene Ontology annotation, molecular function: GTP binding; GTPase activity. NCBI's taxonomy places the organism in Eukaryota, Metazoa, Arthropoda, Insecta, Lepidoptera, Noctuidae. The coding region runs from base 169 to 1272 and encodes 367 amino acids. Gene Ontology annotation, cellular component: cytoplasm. The record is from RefSeq and is a predicted model, not a curated record.